Helobdella robusta is the source of this 762-nucleotide messenger RNA. RefSeq lists its product as hypothetical. Lineage: Eukaryota; Metazoa; Annelida; Clitellata; Rhynchobdellida; Glossiphoniidae. Gene Ontology annotation, cellular component: endoplasmic reticulum membrane. The transcript has 6 exons. The record is from RefSeq and is a predicted model, not a curated record. The coding region runs from base 1 to 762 and encodes 253 amino acids.
AUGGCCUCUCAUCAUUUAUCAAAUUGUAUUGGAGGUCGAAAAUCUUUCAUAAUUUUAUCAAUAAUAUUUCUUUGCUCACUGGGGCUGUUAUGUCUUAUGUACUACAAUCUGCCUGAUUUCGACGAGGAGGAGUUGAAAAAUUUUAAACUACCGCGAAACAUAGAAGAAGCUAAAUCAUUAGGGAAAGUAUUAAUAAAGUACAAUGAAUCUCACUACCUAUUUGUAGUCUUUGGGUUUUUCAUCACCUAUAUAUUUUUGCAAUCUUUCGCAAUUCCUGGCUCCAUAUUCCUGAGCCUCCUGUCAGGGUUUCUUUUUCCAUUCCCACUGGCUCUGUUCCUCGUCUGCCUGGCAUCAGCUGUUGGGGCUUCGUGCUGUUAUAUGCUCUCCUACUUGGUAGGUCGACGAUUGGUUUGGUCAUUUCUGCCCAAUCGAGCUAUGCAAUUCUCUGAUAAGGUGGAGCGACAUAGAGACCAGAUAAUAAACUACAUCAUCUUCUUGAGGCUUACACCCUUUCUUCCUAACUGGUUCAUCAACGUCUGCUCUCCUAUCGUCAAUGUACCCAUCCUACCAUUUUUCCUCGGGACCUUCAUCGGUGUGGCUCCUCCCUCAUUCAUGGUCGUCCAAGCGGGCACAGCUCUGCACCACACCACGUCAUCUGGAGAGACUCUGUCAAUCACCUCAAUAAUUGUCCUGGCCGUUCUAGCGAUUUCAUCAAUUAUUCCAGUUAUAAUCAAGAACUAUUUUAAAAAGAAAUUCGACUGA